Messenger RNA from Sardina pilchardus (European sardine), 2849 nucleotides. Its product is annotated as discoidin, CUB and LCCL domain-containing protein 1. Gene Ontology annotation, cellular component: plasma membrane. Gene Ontology annotation, molecular function: signaling receptor activity. Lineage: Eukaryota; Metazoa; Chordata; Actinopteri; Clupeiformes; Clupeidae. The record is from RefSeq and is a predicted model, not a curated record. Bases 86 to 2065 code for a protein of 659 amino acids. The transcript is spliced from 15 exons.
GAAGUGGCGAAACAUUACUUACGAUGUAACUGUCCCCGAUGGCUUAAAAGCUAGGCGUUCGGUUGUACAUUCCUCCGAGGGAAUCAUGCAAGCAAGCCCUGGACACAUUUGGGAUGCUGUGGAGUUGUUAACUUUUCUUUUUCUCAUAUUAAAUGGCGAGGCUUUGCUGGUGAGCGCUCAGGAGGGUAAUGGCUGUGGACACACAGUCCUUGGUGCCAAGAGUGGAACUUUGACCUCUCUGAAUUACCCUGGCACAUACCCUAACCACACCCAGUGUGACUGGAGGGUACAGGUGCCACGGGGAGAGACGCUCCGCCUUUACUUCGGGGACUUCAACUUGGAGGAGAGCAAGAACUGCCAGGCAGGGUCCCUGACCAUUGCUGACAGUGGGGGAGUCGUGAUACUGGGCCCAAUAUGUGGACAUUUGGAUGCCGCUGGCAGGAAUGUGACGGUGAACAGCAACGAGGUGACAGUGCGCUUUGUCUCCGGCACGCACCGCUCUGGACGAGGCUUCCUCAUGUCCUACUCCACCAAUGAGCACCCAGAUCUCAUAUCAUGUUUACACAAAGGGACCCACUUUUCCUCUGAGCGCUUCAGUGUGUUCUGUCCUGCGGGGUGUAAGGAUGUGAAGGGGGACAUCUGGGGUCAGUCUGAACCAGGCUACAGAGAUACCUCAGUGCUGUGUAAAGCUGGCGUCCAUGCGGGGGUGUUAUCGGACAGCCAGGGAGGCCUGGUGCGCGUGUCUCAGGAGAGAGGCAUCACCAUGUACGAGGCCAGCUUCGCCAACGGCGUCCUCUCCAAGACGGGGCCGCUGUCAGAUAAGAAGCUUGUCUUCACCAAAGCCUGUACGGGGCACUUGGCAGUGAUGACAUACAACAUGUCCACGGUGUGGGAGGACCCGGGCAGCUCGGGCCAGCCCGUCCUCUGGAUGCCCGGCGCCAGCGAUGCCAGGGGGCAGCCUCUGCAGUGGGCGGCCAACACUGGCGACAGGGAACCCUGGCUGGAGCUUGAGCUGCGGGAGAGGAGUACCGUCACAGGAAUAAUAACGAAAGGAACAUCCAGAUUCUUCAUAGAGUCUUACUCCCUGAUGUACAGCAAAGACCGCAAGACCUGGAAGUUCUACAAGGCUGCGCUCAGUAAAGACAAAAAGAUGUUUGAGGCCUAUUCUGACGGUCACACGGUGGUCCUAAACAGCCUGUUUCCUCCAGUGGGGGCACGCUACCUGCUCCUGCGACCCCUCACCUGGCACCUGAGGGCCUCGGCCGGGGUACAGGUGCUGGGCUGCCCCAUGCCACGUGGGCGCUCAGCGGGCAGGGGGCCACAGCCGACAGAACAGCUACCUCUGGAGCCGGUCACCACGAAGAGUCCACCGGUGCUAAUCCAAACCUCCGACCAGAGUCCCAGUCAGCCAAUGGUUGUGGCCGUGGGCAUCGUCCUUGGGUUACUGCUCUGUGUGGGCUGUCUACUGGCAGGGCUGUGGUGGAGGAAAAGGAGAAGAAAGGCCCAGAUGAAGAAAUGCUCUUUGGAUAAAGAUUGCCAAGGGUUCCACAUAAAGACCACGAGCGUGGAUUCGGAGCUGGCGUCCUACCCUCUAACCAGGAGCGUCCACGAUGCCCUUCCCAACCCUCCCCUCAACGACUACGCUGAGCCGGACGUGCUCUCCAGUGGCUCCAAGAUGGGCUCCACCUUCCGCCCCCCGCUGGACGAGGGCUACACCACGCCCUUCGCCCUCAACCACUACGACACCCCCGGACGACUCCCCGAGUACGCCGAGCCCCUGCCCCCCGAACCUGAGUACGCCACACCCUUCGGCGAGCAGCCCAUGGACCCCUCUCUGGCUCCCCCUCUGGCCAUGCUGCAGAACAGCGUGCACCUCGCUCACCACGGCGUACGGAUCGUUCCGGGGCCGGCCCGCUACGACAGCCCGCCUCAGAAGGCUCUGCCGCACGGCUACUGCAGCCCGGCGCCCGUCGGCGCCAGCGGCGGGCAGAGGGACAGUGUGGUGUACGCCGAACCACUUCCUGUGGCGCCCCUGCUGGCGCACACCUACCACGAACCACUGUGAAACAAAAAAGCACACCUCAGACCACUGCAGCCAGGGCACGGGCAGCCACGCUCACACACCUUGGACUGGCCGACGCAACCGGCUCUAAUGGCUGCACACACUCUGUGUACAGAGGAGAGAGAGAGAGAGAGAGAGAGAGAAGAGAGAGAGAGAGAGAGAGUUAACCACACACCGGGGACUGAGAGACAUGCCAAGAGCUGGGCCACCACGCUCUGCUGCCUAUUAGUUAAGCCCUCACAAACAGUGCAUGGAGACAUGGUGUCGAGCGCUACUGUGGUGGUGGUGUUAAGGUCAAUGAGAAACUAAACACCAUGCAAAGCACCACUAUGCCGGCGGAGGCUGCGUUGCGUCUCUGUUCACCUGUGAGUGCUCCAACCACACUGUAUGUGGAGAUAUAUGUUGUUCAUUAUACCAUACGGUUUCAUUGACUAAUAUAAUGACUGAAGAAUUAAGUAGACUGAAUCCAAUCUGAAUAUUUCAGGUAAUUUUUGUGAAGUCUGAUGUCAUAACUAAAACUUGGACUUAUUUAAUUGCUAAUGUAUCUGUGUGUGUGUGAGGGUAUGUGUGUGUGUGUGUGUGUGUGUGUGUGUGUCGCGAAUGCGUGCAUUUCUAAAUGAAAUGUACAGAAUACUUCUAUGUGAAAGUUGAAAACUAUAUGGCAGCUAUCUACUUAAAUCUGCCUCUGGAUACUGAAUAGGGCACUUUUGACAAACUGCUGUCAGGGUUUGAAGUGUUUUAUAUGGAACAUUAAUAAUAAAGAUUUUAUACAAAUCCUACAGUAAAA